AAGUAAACACUCUAGAUCUUGUGAGUUGUGUUAUCACUAAAUCAGUAGCAAAAAUUGAAAACAAAUACAUUCGUGUCACAUCAAAUUUAAAUUCAAACUUUAAAGUUUCACCUGCAUGAUCAAUGGUAUUAUUUCUCAAAAAAAUACUGCUUUGAAUUUACUGAAACCUUGUGAAUUUAAUACUUCCAUCAGUUGUUCGUAUUUGUGUUUCGAUGACACCUGUUGAAUUGUCGGUUUGAAAAAGGCAAUCAACUGAUGAAAAUGAAUACUUGGAGAGGAACUGACAAUUAUAAUGUUGAAGAAUCUCAAGAUUUCGAUGAUGCUAAUUCUUCUUGCGGCUCCACUUGUGAUUCUUCGUGCUGUGAAUAUCAUUCAGACUGUUCUGUACCAGAAUGGAGCGAUGCAGUUUCGGACAACGGAGAAUUAUUUUUCAUCAAGUGUUCUCCAUUUGUAAAUGAGUCUUCUACCGAUACAACUGAUACCAAAAACUGUCCUACGACUAAGAAACGUCACAAGCUAUCCAAAUUUUUGAAAAAACAUCGUUUUAAGAAACGAAAAGCUGUUGAUCGAGAUCGAGGGAAUCAAAAUCAUGACGAAAAUUGCGCAGCUUCGAAAAGUGAUAGAAUCAGUGAUUAUGGUGAUGUGGAAGACCAUCUGGCAUCUGUUCUGUUCGUUAAUUUAGUGGAUACCGGACACAAUGAUGUGAUCCCCGGAGACAGCAUUAUUUAUUUUUUUCCUCAACCUGCUGUUAAAAAUGUAGUCCAUUCGGUCAGAGGAGCGUUACUAACUUUGUAUCAUUUAUUACCAAAAUUAGUGGAGGAAGCUCCCGAAAGCUCUACCCUUUUAAUAAACGAAGAAUUACUUCAUUUGGUGUAUGUAGAAGAUGGCAAAGAGUUAUUAAUCAUUGCAUCGCCGGAAAACAAAUGCUCUUUGUUUGAAUUAAAACAACUGAGUUCGUGUAUUGUGCGAUACCUGAAGUUCAGAUAUAAAUCUCUCCAAGGAUGUUUCAAGGAUACCGUUAACCAUACCAGUUUAAAUCAAUUUUUUGGCAACUUAUUCAUAAAAAUGCUCAAAAACGUUGUGGGAUCACCGAAUUAUAAAAAAAGUAAUGGGAAUAACGUUCCUGAGAGUAGUAUUCCAAUUCCAGUGCAAUUCGAAGAUACCUUCGGGUUCCCUUUCAAACUUGCCAUUCCACAUAAUUUAGAAAUGAAAAUCGAAGAAAAAUUGAACAAAAUCGAGGCCAAUGAUUUCGGUGAUUUGAGCGAGGAUUGUUAUGGAUGUCAAAGAUUAUACACAAUUAUAGGAACUUGUCUCUAUUAUAAAGGUUAUUUGAUCGUAUCUCAUUUAAGCAAAGAGGAUCAACUCGAUGUACACGCUUUCCUACGUUUGAACGAUUUAUUAGACUUGACUGUAACAUCCACUAUCGAAUCUUUAGUUAUUUGGAAAGAAGUUAACUUGUCUUCAUGUUGCUUUCAUCUCGAAGGGUCGCGUACAUUUCCUUCAAAUAAAAGAUGGUUUUUAUCAAUAAUUGGACAAGACCAAGGUUUGCUGAUUACUCUGCUGGAAUCCGGUGGUUGUUCCGUUAGGAUUGAUGAUAUUCCUAAACCGGAUGAACUCUACAUAGAUGAGCUUCAAGAAACGUUGGAUAAUAUUUUAAAUUCAGGCCUGGCUGAUGCUAUUAACCAGUUAAUGAAAAAUAAUUCAAACGUUCCAAUUUCGCACACAAAUUCCAGUCAAAAAUCAUUGGAAAAUUUAUCAAUAACGAACGGUAGUAACAAGAACACUUUGACCAAAAGUAGUUCAACAUUAAGUUGUGAAAGUGACAUUUCCUUCCAUCAUUCUUCUCCAACCUUGGACGACGCUUAUUCGGAUUCUUUGAGCAGAACAAACAGCAGUAUUUUCAAUGAUGAUUCUGCCCCUGUGUUGGGGCGAAGGGCUCAAAGAAUGAAACAAUUGAGCAACUCUGGUAAUAUAUAUCCGUUAUAUUGCAGUCUAUCUGAUUCCGAUCGUUCUGAUCUCGAUACUACUGGUAGCUCGCAUUCCAGUUCAUUUGCUGACGUAGUUAAAAAAUCCAAAGAAGUUCAUUCGAGUAAAAGGAUUAUUCACGGGAGUAGUCAAGCUCUGUUUCACUACGUGAAUUUACAUUUCAAUAACGGCGUCAUAAUCUGCCCUUUGGAUAGCCAAGGUGAAAAAAAUCUCGUUCACGGUGCUAUUAUGGACAAUUUUAGAUUAUGUGCUCAGAAAGUUCGGCAUGUUCUUUCCCAAAAAAAAAUAUCCAAUAUCGGGCGUUAUUCCAGAAAUAGCUUGCCAGUUAAAGAAUUUGGUAUGUUGUUCGAGUACAAUGAACCAGACGACAGAAAUAAUUCGACUGUUUAUUGGGUUGUUGGACGUGCGUUCAAUAAAGAUCAUCUUGGCGAAAUCUACAUCUGUUAUGAAGACAAGACUCCUCAGAAUUUGGUGGAAAUUGCAUUUAGAUUGGCAAUGGCUACGUAAUUUUGAUUGUUCCUUCAUCCUUGUACCUCUUCCUACCUGUCUUUGUGUUGAAUUUUAUUUUGUGUUAAAAUAUUGUACAAAUCUUGUAAUAUUCAUAAUGAAUGAUGAAUGAAUUUUCAAUGUA
Messenger RNA from Planococcus citri (citrus mealybug), 2617 nucleotides. It is a transcript of the gene in, whose product is annotated as protein inturned. NCBI's taxonomy places the organism in Eukaryota, Metazoa, Arthropoda, Insecta, Hemiptera, Pseudococcidae. Gene Ontology annotation, biological process: vesicle-mediated transport; establishment of planar polarity; nervous system development. Gene Ontology annotation, cellular component: cytoplasm; cilium. The transcript is spliced from 18 exons. Bases 256 to 2493 code for a protein of 745 amino acids. The record is from RefSeq and is a predicted model, not a curated record.